GCCGCGGGGCGCUGCUCACCGCCCCCUCCUUCCCCAGGAUAUGGAGUUGGAGCCGCGAGGGAACGGCCUGGAGCCCGUGGGGCACUACGAGGAGAUUGAGAUCUCGGAGAGCAGCGUCAACAACGGCCCCGAGCACAUCGGUCCGCACUGCUUCGAGCUGCUCCGCGUCCUGGGCAAGGGCGGCUACGGCAAGGUAUUCCAGGUCCGCAAAGUGCAGGGCACCAACACGGGCAAGAUCUUUGCCAUGAAGGUCUUGAAGAAGGCAAAGAUCGCCUGCAACGCCAAGGACACAGCGCACACGCGGGCCGAGAGGAACAUCCUGGAGGCCAUCAAGCACCCCUUCAUCGUUGACCUCAUGUACGCCUUCCAGACAGGCGGCAAGCUCUAUCUCAUCCUGGAGUGCCUCAGCGGUGGGGAACUCUUCAUGCAGCUCGAGCGGGAGGGCAUCUUUCUAGAGGACACUGCCUGUUUCUACCUUAGCGAGAUCACGUUGGCGCUGGGCCACCUGCACUCCAACGGCAUCAUCUACCGAGACCUCAAGCCCGAGAACAUCAUGCUCAACAGCCAAGGCCACAUCAAGCUGACCGACUUCGGGCUGUGCAAGGAGUCGAUCCAUGACGGGGCCGUCACACACACCUUCUGUGGCACCAUCGAGUACAUGGCCCCGGAGAUCCUGGUCCGCAGCGGACACAACCGGGCAGUGGACUGGUGGAGCCUGGGCGCCCUGAUGUACGACAUGCUCACAGGAUCGCCCCCCUUCACAGCCGAGAACCGCAAGAAAACCAUCGACAAAAUCCUCAAGGGCAAACUGGUGCUGCCGCCCUACCUGACCCCCGAUGCGCGGGACCUGCUCAAGAAGGCAGGUGCCACCCCCGGGCCUGUUGGCGGCCGCAGGGGCUUCACCUACGUGGCCCCCUCGGUGCUGGAGAGCAUCAAGGAGGGCUUCUCCUUCCAGCCCAAGGUGCGCUCUCCGCGGCGCCUCAACAGCAGCCCCCGUACUCCUGUCAGCCCCGUGCAGCCCCACGUCCCUGCGCAGCCCCAU
Tinamus guttatus (white-throated tinamou) is the source of this 1042-nucleotide messenger RNA. The record is from RefSeq and is a predicted model, not a curated record. Lineage: Eukaryota; Metazoa; Chordata; Aves; Tinamiformes; Tinamidae.